Molecule: messenger RNA, 3266 nt
Organism: Phycodurus eques (leafy seadragon)
Lineage: Eukaryota; Metazoa; Chordata; Actinopteri; Syngnathiformes; Syngnathidae
Gene: etfb
Product: electron transfer flavoprotein subunit beta
Exons: 6
Coding region: 1715-2479 (254 amino acids)
Cellular component (GO): cytosol
Molecular function (GO): electron transfer activity
Source: RefSeq, a predicted model, not a curated record
CAGCCCAGGACACGUGAGACGUAGCUCGUCUUUGGAGGCAAAAUGGAGGCCGGCGGGGCGGCCAGUGCAACUGGGUAACACGGAGUGACUUCAACGCCGCUUGUUUCAAUUUAGCGGUUUAUCCUGGUGGGAACGUGUCAUGCCGCAGCAACUGAAUUGCCCAAAAACGACUUGUGUUGUCCAAACUAUGACGUUUAGCAGCAAUGUAAACCUUGACUAUUACGUAUCGAUUCCGAAACUUCCGAGUUGCGGUAAUGCACCCCUGAACGCAACAUCAAGGCUAUUUUUGCGCUUAACCAGAAAGUAGCAAGAUGUUCGACGUCUUCUGAUUUGGUCACCUGUGCUUUCCUCGUACAUUUGUUAGGCAAAAUCAAGUCAACUCUAUUCGUUACGUGUUUUGAUUAGUGUAUACGCGGUUAUAUCCGUCCAUUUUCUACACUGCUUAUCCCUCACUACUAGGGUCGCGGGCGUGCUGGAGACUAUCCCAGCUGACUGAGCGAGAGGCGGGGUACACCCGGAACCGAUCGCCAGCCAAUCGUAGGGCACAUAUAAACAAAUAACUUACCCCUGGAGUACCCGGGGAAAAAACACGCAGGCACGGGGAGAACAUGCAAACUCCACGAAAGCGAGGCCGGAUUUGAACCCAGGUCUUCAGAACUGUGAGGCAGAUAUGCUAACCAAUCUCCAGCGUGCGGGCUGCGCGGUUGUAUAUUUUCUUUAAAAAUAAAAAAUUAUAUUCAAGAUAUUUUUUUUUUGUAAAUACAGUUACAUAAAACCACAUUUCCUCUUGUGGCAUGGCAUGUUUUUCCUUCGUUCGUGUUUUAAUUAAACUAUUACUACUAUUGUAGAUAUAAGUUGUACAUACGUCAGCUGCCCCGGAAGUUUAAACAAAUUUACCAAAUAACAUUGAGGAAAACGGCGUACAUUUUAUUUGCCAUCCAUCCACCCAUCCAUUUUCCGUACCGCUUAUUUUUAUUUUAUUUUUUUAAAGCCCUGUGAUAUAUAAAACGGUUUCCAAAAUAAUAACCAGGUAUAAAUAAUGGUUACAUAAUAUAAUUUACUAUAUUAUUAAGCAUAAUGAUCGCUUUGAACUUUGCCACACAUAAUCGGAACAUUUGUUCGUUUAGUUUUCAACACGGUAGUUCUUGAGCGGUACCGCAGUAGUAGUUCACAGGGUUCAUUGCUUAUAUUAAACAAAUGUGUCAAACUACUGCAGACGAUAAAAUAAGACUUAAUGCUAUUCAUAACUAAUAAAUAUGUUUUUUAUGUUAGAAUACAGCGAGGUUUCACGUUUAUGAAUUUGCAACGGAACUCUGUGAACUCAGCCAAUUAGCGCCGAGUAUAAUAAGCGUUGCCGCUUUUCAUUGGUCAAAAUGGUAGGCGGCCCCGACUUUUCUUCCUGGCGUUACCCUAAUGACACUGCAGACGAUAAAAUAAGACUUAAUGCUAUUCAUAACUAAUAAAUAUGUUUUUUAUGUUAGAAUACAGCGAGGUUUCACGUUUAUGAAUUUGCAACGGAACUCUGUGAACUCAGCCAAUUAGCGCCGAGUAUAAUAAGCGUUGCCGCUUUUCAUUGGUCAAAAUGGUAGGCGGCCCCGACUUUUCUUCCUGGCGUUACCCUAAAAUAACUCCGACUCCCCCAUGGGUGAAGGUUCACUUGCGGUGACUCAGUUACGUCCGCUGUCCACAACUUCAUUCCACCGGUUCACCUACCAUGUCUGGUCGCGUCCUCGUCGGUGUCAAGCGUGUCAUUGACUACGCAGUUAAGAUCCGGGUGAAGCCAGACAAGAGCGGCGUGGUGACCGAUGGCGUGAAACACUCGAUGAACCCCUUCUGCGAGAUCGCUGUGGAGGAGGCGGUCAAGCUGAAGGAGAAAAAACUCAUUAAGGAAGUGGUGGCAGUGAGCUGCGGGCCGCAACAGGCACAGGAGACCAUUCGCACUGCCCUCGCCAUGGGAGCUGACCGGGGCAUCCAUGUGGAGGUAUCUGGCAAGGACUACGACAACUUGGGACCCCUGCAGGUCUCUAAGAUCAUGGCUGCUUUGGCCAAGAAGGAGGAGGCUCAGCUCGUAAUACUUGGGAAACAGGCCAUCGAUGAUGACUGCAAUCAGACGGGACAAAUGACAGCAGCCCUCCUUGACUGGCCUCAGGGGACCUUUGCUUCAGAGGUGAUGCUGGAAGGCGACAAGGUGAAAGUGGUGCGUGAGAUCGAUGGCGGCCUGGAAACCAUCAAGAUCAACACACCUGCCGUGGUCACCGCGGACCUCCGACUUAACACACCCCGCUAUGCCACACUGCCUAAUAUCAUGAAAGCCAAGAAGAAAAAAAUUGCCAACGUGAAGCCGGCCGAGCUGGGUGUGGAACUGACAUCCCGGCUGGAGGUGCUACGGGUGGACGAGCCCCCGCAGAGGCAGGCUGGCAUCAAAGUGGAGACUGUGGACGAUUUGGUGGGCAAACUCAAGGAGACGGGCAGCAUAUAACAAAGCCGGAAGGCCAUAUAAAAGCCAAUGUAGCUCGGAACACAAGAGCCAGGUAAGUAUGGUAGUAGUAGAUUACGGAAGUAUAAGAUUCCUAUGGGGAAUGUGUAUAGAGACAUAUACAGUGUUGCCUUAAGAUACAAGUUUAAUGUGUUCUGUGACCAUGCUCAAAACACUUGUAUCUCAAAUCAUUGAUCUUUCCAGAGACCCCAAAAACACAUAAAAAUGUGCAUCAUGUAUUUCAAUAAGAACUGUAAUCAACAUUAUUGUACUUUAUAAACCAAGAUAUAGUAAUAACAAUUCAAUAAGAUGUAAAAACAGUUUUUGGAUCGUUAAUAUUCAGUGGGCAUUGUGCCGCUCUUUUUGGGGUGUGUGCAUUGUCCACCAGGGGGCAGUAAAAUACAUAGACAUACACGUAAAUGGGAUGAAGAAACAUGUAGCAACUAAGCUGCAAUAUUAUUAGUUGUGUUUUGCAGAGGAUAAAGACUAUAUGCUGUUAGCAUUGUUGUAUGCACUGUCUGCAUGUAUUACUAUCAGUUGUUCUGGUAAAAAUUGUUUAAAGGUUUAUAAUUACUGCUAGUUUUUACUUUUAGAAAUGGUAGUUUCGUUAGCCCGUCUAUGGCGUUUCUCGUUGUGUUCGCAUUAAGCAAGCUGACUCUAUUUGGGGAAAUUGACCUCAAUUUUGUUCCACGUUAAAGGUUCCUCUGGAUAUAGAAUUAUAACGCAGGCAUGCACGGAAGUGGCCUCUCAAUCUUGUUUCCCUGACAAAUAAAUUUCCUAAUUGUUACUA